Messenger RNA from Candidula unifasciata, 1017 nucleotides. The record is from the annotation of a GenBank genome assembly. Lineage: Eukaryota; Metazoa; Mollusca; Gastropoda; Stylommatophora; Geomitridae.
AUGUCUGGCGAGUUGUUCAGCUCGCCCGCGCUCGGGGAUCAUAAAAAUCAGACACACACACACACAAAUUAUAUUUAUACCAAGUGGCUUUUUGUUCCCUCUGUCACUAUGGAAACAGUUUAUAGACUUUCUACUGGGCGAUCGGAGGAUGGCAAAGCCGUCUUGCCGUGUGCCGUACAUCAUUUAGGAACAAAACACGUCACAUGGCGAAGACUGGGAGAUAACCACUUUUUGUCCGUUGGUGACCUCACCUGGGUCAAGGACCCUAACAUAGACCUUCAGUACAAUGAGCUGACACCGGAAGUCACAGAAUGGAACUUGGUGAUCAAGAAGGUCACACCCCAACACAUUGGUACCUACGAGUGUAGAAUUAGCGACAGGGUCCAGCUUGUAAGGUUCAUACAUCUAGAUGUUGUAGGUCCACCCGUUGUUGAAGCAGUCACCUUCCCGCCCAUUGCCAUAUCCGGGAGGAACUACGUGGAGAUGGGGCAGCCGAUCCAUUUAUUCUGUAACACAACAGGACCCAAUGGAAUACACCUGAGCAUUGACUGGUUCAAAGAUGGCGACCGGAUAGAUCACAUUAACUACAGACACGUAGUCAUCACAAACUAUAAUUUGCUGGAGCCAAAUGUCCGCGUCAGUGAGCUCCUUAUAGACAGAAGCAAAGCCUCCGACACAGGUACUUAUAUCUGUAGAUCGGCAAACGGCUACAUCGACAGUAUGAAAGUCACAGUUCUCUUCGCUGAUACUACAAAUGUCAAGAGAGAAGCAGCGGAACAAAUAAGUCAAUUAACACUAUGGUCUCUCACUGGCUGGUCAAUGCAGCUAAGUUAUCCAUUUCAACUAGGAGAACAGCUGAGUCAACUAUAUAACCACAUCAACCGAGGAACAAUGCUUAUGUUAAAGCGGGACUCUGAGCACGUUUGGACGUGUCGGGAGUGCGUGAAGAUAACCCAGCUCAUAAUUUCUAACUCAGUUACCAGCUUGAUUAUUAUAUUUUCAUUGUACAUGACAUAA